UUUUUUGUUUUUGGUCAACAUCUUCCGGUAGUAGCUUAAAAGUCUAUUCUUAUCCAGAAAGCACCAAAUCAUAAAACCCUUCUUCCCAACUGCAAUACCCCAUUUCUCAAAACCAAGAAGCCAUUCAUUCAAUCUUUGUCCUCCAAAAAAAAAAAUCUUUGUCCUCCCCCAUCUUCUUCUUCUACUUGGCGGACUUUCACCGUUAUUCCCUCGUCUGAAACUUUUGCAAAACGUACCAAUUCUGGAGUUCAUCACCAGAAGUGUGAAGCGAUUGCUGAUGGUAGGAAGCGGAAAUAGGAGCUUUAAACUGAAAGAACUUGGGAUCGCCACACAGCAUCCGCAUCAUGGAACUGAUAAUACUGAGAGCGAUCAUGAGGAGAGAUCAAAAGCAGGGAUAAUAAAGAGAUAUAUGGCGCCGCCAAGAGGGUGGUUGGCGAUUAAAAUAGGUAGAGAGGUGCAAGAGAGAAUAGUGGUGCCGGUGAGUUACUUGAAUCACCCUCUGUUUGCAGAGCUGCUGAAGCAGGCAGAGGAAGAGUAUGGGUUUAAGCAAGAAGGAGCCAUAGCCAUCCCUUGCCAGUUGAAGCAUUUCAAGUAUGUUGAAGCCAUCAUUCACAGGGAACACCACCAUCAUCGUCUUGUUGGAUGCUUCAGGCUUUGAUCACAUCAUCCCUCUAAGCAAAACUUCAUCUGUCAUAUCCAUCCUAGCUAUCUGAUAUUGUAAUUUGCUUUUGCUUUUACUGUCUCGCUCUUGUAUAUAUUACUCUAUCUUUCUACUGUUAGAUUUCGUGUAGUUCGGUUUGGUUUUUUAUCACUAAAAUUGCUAAGCAAGUUCGAGAUUUU
Neltuma alba is the source of this 840-nucleotide messenger RNA. Its product is annotated as auxin-responsive protein SAUR32-like. The record is from RefSeq and is a predicted model, not a curated record. Gene Ontology annotation, biological process: response to auxin. NCBI's taxonomy places the organism in Eukaryota, Viridiplantae, Streptophyta, Magnoliopsida, Fabales, Fabaceae. Bases 278 to 658 code for a protein of 126 amino acids. The transcript has a single exon.